Molecule: messenger RNA, 4362 nt
Organism: Trichoplusia ni (cabbage looper)
Lineage: Eukaryota; Metazoa; Arthropoda; Insecta; Lepidoptera; Noctuidae
Exons: 2
Coding region: 3064-4362 (432 amino acids)
Source: RefSeq, a predicted model, not a curated record
AACAUGCUCCCCGGGUCGAAGGAUUCUUCAAGAAAGUGGCAGCGGGCAGAUGUUGUUGAAAUCUCGCCGAAUUGUCCACUUCUUAGUUUUUAACUCGGCAACUCUUGCAACGCCGUCGGACCCCGGGUACGUCGGACCACGAGGUGGGACCGCCUUAUCCUUUACCAGGACGAGGCUGUCCACCUCGAUGUCUCCCGAUGUCGUCGACCAAUUAGUUUUUUGCUGCAGCCGAUAAAUAUACUCAGUGUGAAACCUUUUCUAAAAGUGCAGCUUUAUAUAUUCCACCCUUUGGAAUCGUUCGAGUCGACUGAUGUUUCCGCUGUCAGUCAUCUGUGGAUGCGAAGCGGACGUUAGUGAUCUUCCAAUUAGAAAGUGGGAAGGUGUUAGGGCACAAAAAUCAAGUGGAUCAGGAGAGCAGGGGUAAGUGGUCGGGAAUUGAGAAUCGCCUCUAUUUGGGUUAGACAAGUAGCCAUUUCUUCAUAUGUGAAGUGAGUAAGAGUAAGUAGUCUCUUUAAAUGAUGUUUCGUGCAGCGCACGGCGGCUUCAGCUACGCCAUUGAAAUGAGGAGAGUAGGCAUAAAGUUGAAUUCAAUUCCUUCUUGCGCGACGUCAUAUGAAAGGUUUGAGUUCUGAAAAAAAGCACGAAGUUGAUUAUCAGAACCGACAAAAGUUGUUCCGUUAUCAGACAAAAUGCAGCGAGGCGCGCUUGCCACGCGCUUGCCACGCGCUUGCCACGGCGCGCAAUGAACCUGUUUAAGGCGGCCAAGUAUGCUUCCUUGGUAAGGUCCGUAUCAGGCUCCGAGGUGACAGGUGGGACAAGGAAUUUUAUACUAAAAUUGUUUGCCUUAAAUUGACCUUCCCAGUUUUGAUGGCAGCUAUCAGUGUUGGUUGGAAUAUAGGGACACUUUUCUUUCAUUGAUACAUAAUAAUAACAGCAUGGACAAUAUAAGUAAAUUUCAUUACCUAAUUCUUACAUCUCCAAUCACAUUACCGGUGAGCCUGAUGCACCAGCUGAACAAAAACCAUAACAAUAGCUGAUGCAACAUACAUAAAUACACAAAAAGCAGUAAUUACUUAUUCCAAAAGGAUACGUGUUCCCUGCAUAAAUAUAGGAAUUUAUUAAAACCUUUUAUCCUCUGUGCCUCUUAUGGAUAUAUCAUGAUGUACGCGGACCAUAUGGUGCCUCUACAAAUUAUGCGACCAUAAAGCAUGAUUUAUUAAACGAGACGGAAUUUAAUGAUUUUUAUAGAGAAAAUUAUGUUUUUAUUCUAGAUAGGGGUUUUUGUGAUUGCAUGGAUAGUCUGCAUGAGAAAGGUUACAUAGGUCAUAUGCCUGAGACUAGAGAAGACGGCCAAUUACAGCUAACAACUCUUGAAGCCAACAGAUCACGCUGUGUUACUAUAAAAAGGUGGGUAGUAGAAGCUGUGAAUGGCCGUUUUAAAACGGUCAUCAAAACAUUCCGCUAUGAAUAUUUUAACCGCGGUUGUCGCCAUCUAUUGACAGAUUUUUAAAAAGCAGCUGCUCUUUUGAAGGCGUUUACUCCGCCAUUUGCAGAUAAUAUUCAAGGAGAGCAGUUUGUAACAAUUAUAUUUGAGCGCCUGUUUUUAGUAAAUACCAUUGCCGAGUUUUGGAAAACAAUUUAAAUAGGCGCGGAUCCUGGUUUGUACCCAUAGAUGCGACAACCUUGUCUUUUUCGCGGCUAUCCAUGGAGAAAUUAAAUUGUUUGUAUACCAAAUUCGACAGGCCCAUUCAUAUGUGGAUGAGCAUUUCCGAUUCAUGGAAUAUAUACUUUAGAGGUAUCCCGAGAGAGAGUAAAUGGUUUAUGGAUUUGCAGAAACAAACAUGAAUGGUCGGGACGCAAUUAAAAGUUAUCGUUGUCACUGCAUUGUUGGUUUACGAACAGUGGGAAGCUGCUCACAUGUCAUUUGUAUUAUUUGAAACCUCAGCUAUGCUCGGUAGAGGGUCUUACUCGACCUACCCCCUUUUAAGAUGAAGUUAUACUGAGAAUUAAUUGAUUAUGAUAAAAUAAAUGUAUUAACAAAAAAAAAAGUAUUGUUUUAUUUACCUUAAAACUAAUCAAAGUUCUAUCAGAACAGCCUUUAUCAUUAUCAAAUUGUUGCUGUCCGCUGCUGGACAUGGGUAGGUAUCUCCAAACGCAAGCUGCAGGUAUAAUGAGUAGGUACGAUCCUCAUCUCAAUCUACUUACACACUGGUAAGUAAAACACUAAAAGAUAUAACCUUAAAAAAGAAAACUAGUUAUAACUUUUACGUGCCAAGUUCUAAAAAUCUAAGAAUUUAAACUAAGCUUGUAUGUCAUAUUAACUAUUGAAACAAAAACUAUUCCAAAACCCGAUCAUUUUUAGCUGUACGAAACGCCCAUACAAACCUGCCGUUCACCUUUAAAUGGAGUGACAUUUAUAAACGCAAUUAAUUAUUUCUGCUCCACCUAUACCCCAGCUUGGUACUGAAUGGCAACGUUAACUAAAGAAUCUGCCACGGAAAGUUUUUACUGGUUAUAAUGAAGGCAAACGCCACGAAAGCUUUCUUCUGAGCACUCAGACUUAUGUACAAUUACGACCUGUAGACCUUGUCCUCGAGACAACCAAAACUAUGAGCGUUAGCGUUGUCCCGUCGAGGCAAAGAUUCCAACCCAUUGAAACUGUUAAACACUCUAAAAACACGCUUCUUAUACAGCCAGUAAGCCAGAGAAUAGGCCUGUUUCCACUAAGAAUAAAUCGGGUGGCUUAGACUUCCUAAUGAUUAAUCAUGAUAUGCAGUAAAUGAAAAAAUAUUAUUUUUAUUAAAAUAAUAUACGAUUAAUAAUAUUUUUGGAAAAUAAAAUCAGUAAAAUUAGGCAUUCAACCACGUGACUUCAAACACCAAUCAGAGAUGAGUGACGUCACGCCUCGCAAAACAAUGUUGUAGCUGUCACUUUCAAUAGAGUGUCAAUCAAUUGUCAUUUUCGUCCGAAGUGAUCAGUUUAUUUUAUGUGCUUUUCGUUUGUUUUCUUAGCAAUUUAUUGUUGUUAAUUAAGUUGAUUGAUAGAAAGUUUGUGUCAUACAUAAUGGAAUCAGGAUUUACCAAAGCAAACAGCAGUAAUUUGCCCAAAAUUGACGCCAUUAUGCUUGGAAAUUUUUUCGCAUUCAACGCCGACUUUUGCUCAUCGGAAUUCCGCAACGUUAAAACUUCUAUGUCAUCGCGAGCUUCAUAUGGAGAUGAUGCUAUAAGCUAUGUGCAGCUUCAGCGUGACGGCAAAGUGUGCAUUAUUAAGUGCAAAAUCUGUCCUGAGCACAAAGUUCUUGCGAAGCUGUAUAGAUGCACGCUAGUUGUUGAUGAAGAAGAGGAAAUUGUUCUAUCUGUGCAAUGUGAAGACUGUGUAGCUUCACAGGGUGGUUGUAAGCACGCAAUAGCUUUUCUAAUGUGGGUUCAUCGCCGAAGUGAGGAACCCUCAUGUACUUCAGUUGAAUGUUACUGGAAGAAAUCCAAACUAUCAAGAGUUGGUAGUAGUCUUAAAUAUAUGACGGCAAAAGAUUUAUCCAAGGGCAACCCUCUUUUACAACCAAAUUCGUCCGUUGUGCAGAAGUUUUUAGAAGAAGGAAAGAGGAGGAAAAUUCAGGAUUGUGAACUUCUUAAGUAUCAACCCACACAUAGUGUAUGUGAAAUAGAAGCUGUCUCAAUGCAUCAACUUGUGUGUAAGUUUAAAGAGAAGUGUGUUGAAGAAUUCUUAAAAAAAGUUGAAAUAUCUGCAUCUGUAAUAAAAAAAGUAGAAGAGGAAACAAGGGAGCAAUCCAAAAGCCGACUUUGGUAUGAGCUGCGGUAUGGACGAAUAACCGCAUCUAGAGGUUUUGAGGUUAGCCGCUGUAAAACAAAUGAUGGCACACUUGUAGCUCUCAUAUUAGGUGCAAAAAUACCAGACACUACAUCAAUGAAACGUGGUCGUAUGCUAGAAGAUGAAGUAAGAAAAUCUGUGGAGAAAAAACUUAAUAAAAAGAUAAAUAAGUGUGGACUGGUAUUGAACUCAACCUAUCCUAUGAUUGCUGGUUCACCAGAUGGUAUAUUUGAAGAUGGCAUAAUAGAAAUUAAAUGUCCCAAUACUAUAAAAACAUAUAAAACUUAUAUUAAAAAUGGUGAACCCACAGAAAAAUAUAAUACUCAAAUGCAAUUACAAAUGUUUCUAACAGGAAAGAAAAACUGCUUCUUCUGUGUAGCUGAUCCGGGUUAUUGCAAAAAUAAAAAAGUUGAGAUAUUAAGUGUACAAUAUGAUCCUAUAUAUAUAGAAAAUUUAAUCAAAGUUAAGUUGUUGGAGUUUUGGAAGAUUAAUAUUUAUCCUUUAUUAUUUAAUAGUAUUACUAGUAGUGUAUAA